Raphanus sativus (radish) is the source of this 1821-nucleotide messenger RNA. Its product is annotated as cytochrome P450 71B3. Lineage: Eukaryota; Viridiplantae; Streptophyta; Magnoliopsida; Brassicales; Brassicaceae. The record is from RefSeq and is a predicted model, not a curated record. The transcript has 2 exons. Bases 68 to 1582 code for a protein of 504 amino acids. Gene Ontology annotation, molecular function: heme binding; oxidoreductase activity, acting on paired donors, with incorporation or reduction of molecular oxygen; monooxygenase activity.
UCACCAAAAACAGAACGUUUUUUUUGAUCAAAAAACAGAACGUUAACACAAAACAAAAACAAAAACAAUGUCUACUGUUCUAUAUAUCUCUGCGUUUCUGCUUCUCCCCGCUCUUUUCACGUUAAUAUUCGUGAAGAGAACCAAAGACUCGACACAAAAUCUUCCUCCUAGCCCACCACAGCUUCCUAUCAUCGGCAACCUACACCAGCUUCGAGGAUUGUUUCACAGAUGUCUUCAUGAUCUCUCCAAGAAACAUGGACCCGUGUUGCUUCUCCAUCUUGGUUCUCUCCAAAUAGUUGUAAUCUCAUCAAGCGAAGCAGCUGAAGAAGCUCUUAAAACCCAUGACAUUGAGUGUUGUACAAGGCCUAAGACCCACGCCACAUUGAAGUUCUCGCGUAACGGUAAAGACAUUGGCUUUGCACCAUAUGGUGAGGUUUGGAGGCAGAUACGCAAGCUUUCCGUUCUCAACUUUUUCAGCGCCAAGAAGGUUCGGUCAUUUAGGUACAUCAGAGAGGAAGAGAAUGACUUGAUGGUCAAGAAACUGAAGGAGUUAGCUCAAAAGAAGUCUCUAGUGGAUUUGAGCCAAGAACUUUACUAUCUAGCCGGAAGUAUCAUAUUUAGAUCUGCCUUUGCACAGCGAUUCUACGAGAACGAACAUGUUGAUAAGGAAAAGAUCAAAGAGUUCAUGUUUGAGCUCCAGAAAGUUGGGUCUAUAAGUAGCUCUGAUCUUUUCCCUGCUGGUUUGGGAUGGUUUAUGGACGUUGUAUCAGGACGACAUAGGAGACUUCACAAACUUUUUGGCGAGGUUGAUACUUUUCUGAAUCAUAUAGUUGAUGAUCACUUGAAGAACCCUGAAGAUAAAACAAAUCCAGAUCGCCCUGAUAUAGUUGACUCGCUCUUAAAUACUAUGCAUAAAGAAGAACAAGGUGAAUCUUUCAACCUCACCAUUGAUCAUCUUAAAGGAAUCAUCCAAAAUAUAUAUCUUGCUGGAGUAGACACAAGUGCCAUCACCAUGAUUUGGGCAAUGACAGAGCUCGUUAGAAACCCACGGGUGAUGAAAAAAGCUCAAGACGAGAUCCGUACAUGCAUCAAAAUCAAACAAAAUGAGAGAAUUGAUGAAGAAGAUGUUGAUAAGCUGCAUUACUUGAAGCUUGUGAUCAAAGAAACGUUAAGACUGCACCCAGCUGCUCCCUUGUUACUCCCAAGAGAAACAAUGAGUCAAAUAAAGAUUCAAGGCUACAACAUUCCGCCAAAAACCUUCCUAGUGGUUAACACUUGGUCGAUAGGACGAGAUCCUAAACACUGGGAAGAUCCAGAAGAGUUUAUCCCGGAGAGAUUUAUUGAUUCUCCUGUGGAUUACAAAGGACAAAGCUUUGAGAUGUUACCAUUUGGUUCUGGACGGAGGAUGUGCCCUGGAAUGGCUUCAGCGAUUGCAACCAUUGAGUUGGGACUCUUGAAUUUGCUUUACUAUUUCGAUUGGGGAUUGCCUGAGGAGGGGAAAUACAUGGACAUGGAAGAAGAUGGUAAUAUUACCGUUGUUAAGAAAGUUCCUCUUAAGCUUCUUCCAAUUCUUCAUCACUAAAUGAUGGCUCAACUCUGAAGUAUACAAAAGAUAAAAAAAAACGAACUAUCAAGAUAAAUGAUAUGUAUCAUAGUAUAUGUUCUUAUUUUCCCCCUCCAUAUAAUUUUUACUUCUAUUGAAAUAGUUUAAGCUAUAAAGAAAUCUCUAUGGAAUGAUCUGCAGCUUGUUGAUCAAACGUAUAGUGUGUCUUCUUUUGUGUUGAAUAAUAAAAUAGAUAGUGUACUUUUACAAUAUUCCAA